Messenger RNA from Pectinophora gossypiella (pink bollworm), 5172 nucleotides. RefSeq names its product cullin-2-like. Gene Ontology annotation, cellular component: SCF ubiquitin ligase complex; Cul2-RING ubiquitin ligase complex. Gene Ontology annotation, molecular function: ubiquitin protein ligase binding. The transcript has 19 exons. Gene Ontology annotation, biological process: SCF-dependent proteasomal ubiquitin-dependent protein catabolic process; protein ubiquitination. NCBI's taxonomy places the organism in Eukaryota, Metazoa, Arthropoda, Insecta, Lepidoptera, Gelechiidae. The record is from RefSeq and is a predicted model, not a curated record. The coding region runs from base 225 to 2549 and encodes 774 amino acids.
ACGCAGACUAAAAAUCUCCCUGAAGCUUGACGGUUCUCGAUUCGUAUUUCGCCGAAUUUACAUCGAAUUUUUCCAUUAGUCGUGGAUUAUUUUCCUUCGUUUAGCUUCUUUGUGACUAGAAGAACAUUUUGGUGUCGAAUUUAUUCGGUAUAAAGCGUUAAUCUCGUGGUAAUUUGGUGGAGUUGUCGCUUGUAGUAUUUGUAGGUAUAUGAAGUGACGUUCCAAUGAUGUCUCUAAAGCCAAGAAAUGUGGACUUCCAAGAGACUUGGGCCAACCUUAAGGAAACGGUGGCUGGGGUGGUGGGGCUGAAGUCUGUGGAGCGGUCAGUGUGGAACACCCGUUUCUCUGACGUGUACGCAUUGUGUGUCGCACACCCGGAGCCUCUAGCUGAUCGGCUUUAUGAUGAAACCCGGAACUUUCUAGAAGAGCACGUGGCGGGGCUGCUACAGCGCGUGCGCGGCUCCGCGCCCCUCGAGAACAACGACCACAAUGAUGGACUGCUCGCCAGAUACGUGUCGGCGUGGCGAGAAUACAGCCAAGGUGUGGCUUAUCUCAACAGCCUCUACUCAUAUCUCAACCUACAACACGUCAAACGACAGAAGGUGUCGGAUGCGGAGAUAAUAUAUGGCUCUGCGGCCACAGUCAGUUGUCCAGAACACGAUUCACGCCAGUUGGAGGUGGGCGAGCUGGGGCUGGUGAUCUGGGAGCGCGUGCUGGUGCGGCCGCUGUCGUCGGCGCUGUCGGGGCGCGUGGUGUCGGCGCUGGCCGCCGCGCGGCUGCAGGCGCCCGACCCCGCCAGCGCGGACAUCCUGCGCACCGCCAUCCACAGCACCGUGGAAGUGCAAUCGUUCCUCGUCCGCGGCGGGCUGGUGCUGUACCACCAGCUGGUGCUGGAGCCGUACCUGCAGGCGGCUGCCACCCACCACGCAGCCUUCGCGGCGGCGCUGCUGCACGGCGGAGACGUCAGCCACUACAUGCGGCACGUGCUCGAAGGUCUUGAGCGCGAGAUAGCUUUAGGCAACAAAUUCCUUCAUUCGUCUUCCACUGAGGCGGUCCGUAGUUGCUACGAGCGCGCCGCGGUCGCUGCCCACCUCCCUACGCUCCACGCCGACACUGAGCGGCUGCUGAGAGAGGCCUGCGAGGAGGGACCACAGGCCCAGCAGCGCCGCGAGGAUCUAAAACGCAUGUACACGUUACUGCGGCCGCUGCCCGGCGGGGCGCUCCGCCCUCUGGUGGACGCGGCGCACGAGCAGGCCGCCCGCGAGGGACACGCGGCGCUGCGGGGGACGCUCAACAAGGACGAUGCCCACAUACACUUCGUGAACGCUAUGCUCGCCCUGCAUGGCAAGUAUAGCAAACUGUUCAACGAGGUGUUCAGCGGGGCGCAGGCGUUCAUUGGUGCUUUAGACAAGGCAUGCAGCCUGGUGGUGAACGCCCGUCCUGCGGCCGAGCAGCCGGCGCGCGCCCCCGAGCUGCUGGCGCGCUACUGCGACUGCCUGCUGCGCAAGCGGGCCGCCGCCGACGCCGACACCGACGACAAGCUGGCCGCCGCCAUCGUGGUCUUCAAGUAUGUGGACGAUAAGGAUGUGUUCCAGAAGUACUAUGCGCGUGCGCUGGCGAGACGACUGAUACACCAGCUCUCCGCUUCUAUGGAACAGGAGGAAGCAAUGAUCAACCGUUUGAAAGCGGCGUGUGGUUACGAAUUCACGAACAAACUGCAUCGCAUGUUCACCGACGUGGCAGUCAGCGCAGAUCUCAACGCGAAGUUCCAGGCACAUCUUAGGGAGACCAUGCAGCGGUGCAGCGCUGGGUUCAGUGUGCAGGUGCUGCAGGCGGGCGCGUGGCCGCUGGGCGGCGCCAUGGCCCCGCUGGCCCCACCGGCGCAGCUGGAGCGGCCGGCGCGGCUGUUCGAGGCGUUCUACCGCGCCUCCUUCAGCGGCCGCCGCCUGGCCUGGCUGCACCACCUGUGCACCGGCGACCUGCGCACCCGGUACACGCCGCGCGUCUACCACAUCAGCGCCACCACGCCGCAGUGCGCGCUGCUGCUGGCCUUCGAGCGGGCGGACUCGUACCCGGCGCGGGAGCUGCGGGACACGCUGCAGCUGGAGGGGGACAGCUGGGCGAGGCACGUGCGCCCGCUGCUGGAGACGCAGCUGCUCACGGCCACCGGUGAUGUGGAAUCCGAGGAUGGGGACGCAACCUUAUCGCUCAACCUACAGUUUUCCUGUAAAAGAACCAAGCUGAGGUUGACUCAAGCUAACACGCCGACACAUCAGGGCGGCGUGGGCACCGGUGCGUCCGGCGAGGCGGCCGAGCAGGCACACUGCGACGACGACCGUAAGAUGUACCUGCAGGCCGCACUCGUGCGCAUCAUGAAACAACGGAAGGUGUUAAGACACACAGAACUAAUACAGGAGGUGGUGGCGCAAGCGAGGGGAUCCUUCGCCCCAUCGGUGGCUAUGAUAAAAAAGUGUAUCGAAGCUCUCAUAGACAAGCAAUACUUGGAGCGAGCGCCGGGCGCCCUUGAUACAUACUCCUACCUCGCUUAGUUACUAGCACUUGCAAACCUGUACAAACGCCUUAUAACCCGUAGAUGAAUAAAUGGGUGAAUAUCAAAAUGUGUCAAGUUUGGUGGCGACUGUCAUAUAACUUUUUCGUGAAAAAUUGGGGAAAUUGGGAAUUGAAAAAUUCCUUUUUCAUGUCGGAACCGAGGAUCCUUUUGGAUCUUUUUCAUGUCGGAACCCAAUUUUUCACGAAAAAAUAAUGUGAAAUUUCGCCACCAAACUUGAAAUUUUGAGAUUCGCCCAAAUACUACAAUGACGGACCUCCCAGGCGACUUUCCCUAAAAAAACACAGGUGGCGCUGUACGGUCACGAGCAUCCGCCUUGACAAGCCUGGGUAAGAACCCUAAGCAUCUAGUACAAAAGCCGAUCCCACUAAUGAACAUAAACGAACAAACUUGCAGCUAUAAAUUUCAAGUGACAUUUUCAUGUGACAUGCAACGUACGGUCACGAGCAUUAAUAUGUAUACACUUUGGUACCAUGUCACAUUAACUUCUUUGACAAAUUGAACUACAAGUCUCACUAAAUGUCAAAUAUGUUAGUGCGACAGAGUUCUAAAGUGGGUACAUUAUAUUGCUCAUGACUGUACACCCCUCCUAAAAGGUUUGCCGGUUAGCCCUACUUUUUGGGUUAAUGGUGCGCCGACCUUGGCACCAAGGUUGAUAUCGUUUGUUUUGAUGACUAACGUCGGUGAUAGUGGCUAUUUACUCGUACUGUCGUCUAUAUUCACUUUGGUACCAUGUCACAUUAACUUUUUUGACAAAUUGAACUGUAAAUCUCACUAAAUGUCAAAUGUGUUAGUGCGACAGAGUUCUAAAGUGGGUACAUUAUAUUGCUCAUGACUGUACAGAUUUGCCUCCGUUCAACCUUCUAAUCAGAAUAAAAGACAAUGCAUCUUUUAUCUUUGUUUUUACAUACAUGGCCAAUGUUAUUACACCCAGGCACAACACACCUAUCCAUUAUUAUUCUGAUCAAAAUAAAGAGAAGCAAUAUAGGUAGCAACAUAAUUCUAUACAUAUUUAAUCCAAAUAUCAAGCAGCAACAUAUUUUGGAGAAAAUAAGUAAAUGACGCCGAUUCCUGCAGACACCUCCCAAUUAUACUUUAAGUACCUGUCAUUUUCUUAUCCACCGAAAGGGAAAGGGACGGAUGAUUGACAGCUCUUAAUUUUAGGAAGAAUGAGUAAAUGAAUGGAUAACCCGGGCGAAUCAAAAAGGUAUCUCGCUGGUAUGCACACCGUUUGACGUGUGCUGUCAACAUAAUUCUGUCGGGUUAUUGGCCAGUGUUAAAUUUUUAGACGGUUGUUUUAGAAUUGUGCUUAAAAUUGACGUGUGUUCCAUAAAUUUUAUGCUUGUCGAUUAUCUGUCUUAUAUAAGUCUUCUAUAACUUAAAAUAUAAUUAGAUGAUGUUUACAGGAAUUAGUACCAUUGUCAUGUUAAAUCUAAACAGCGCCAUCAUAUUGUUUUUGGAGAACGUAACCUGGAAAGUCCCCCAUUGAAUGAAUGAAUGGAAACAUAAUAUCAUAACCAUAGACCUCGUAUAACAAAUAGACAACAAAUCUCUAAAAAAAGUGUCCACGGCGCAUGCGUGUAACGACACUGUACAAACGUUUUUGCACUUAAUUUGAACAACCGUAACAUCUUAAUUUGAGGUAACGAAGGUAUACUAUCUACAUAACUUAAUGUACAGUCGUGAUCAAUGUAAUGUACCCACUUUAGGACUCUGUCGCACUAACAUAUUUGACAUUUAGUGAGACUUACAGUUCAAUUUGUCAAAAAAGUUAAUGUGACAUGGUACCAAAGUGUAUACAUAUUAAUGCACGUGACCAUAUAUGUCGUGGCCAGAUUUUAAAAUUGAUCGUUUCAUGAUGUGUUCAACCAUUGUAUGAACGGCGUCUGUGGUCCAGUGGUUGAGCGUUGGACUCACGAUCCGGAGGCCCCGGGCUCGAAUCCCGGUAGGGACAUAUCACAAAAAUCACUUUGUGAUCCCUAGUUUGGUUAGGACAUUACAGGCUGAUCACCUGAUUGUCCGAAAGUAAGAUGAUCCGUGCUUCGGAAGGCACGUUAAGCCGUUGGUCCCGGUCCCUAUUUACUAAUGUAAGUACGUAGUCGUUACAUGAGCCAUGUUAGGGUCUUUGGCGGCUCAGUAAUAACCCUGACACCAGGGUUGAUGGGGUUGGUACUCCACGUCAUAACCCACACGAUAAGAAGAUGAAAUGGUCAUAUUAAUGAAAUAGCCAACUUGACCAUAUCGUUGAAACGUCAACGUUUAAUGAUAUAUCAAUCAACGUUUGGCCAUAUCGUUAAUGCAGGCGGUGUCCAUGCUAUGUGGUGUAUUAAAAAUGCGAAUAGUCGAUUCAUUUCUUAGGUUCAAAAUUAUUUAGCAGCAGUUGUAUAGCGGCAGUUGUAUAUAUGCGUCGCGCUGUGUAAACUUCGAUAGCGCGUUUCAGGACUGCAUUAUUGAAUGUAGCGCCAUCUGUUGCAUGUAGGCGGAACUAGCUGGCCAACGAGUUGGCAUUGAAAGAUGAUCCGCCUACAACGGCAUACAAUAACAUAAAUAGCCUAUACAAGGUGUUAUGGACACCUUAACGAAUUCUGACAUAUUGCCCCCAA